Molecule: messenger RNA, 1945 nt
Organism: Choloepus didactylus (southern two-toed sloth)
Lineage: Eukaryota; Metazoa; Chordata; Mammalia; Pilosa; Megalonychidae
Gene: CHRNB2
Product: cholinergic receptor nicotinic beta 2 subunit
Exons: 7
Coding region: 295-1827 (510 amino acids)
Biological process (GO): chemical synaptic transmission; nervous system process; signal transduction
Cellular component (GO): synapse; postsynaptic membrane; neuron projection
Molecular function (GO): transmembrane signaling receptor activity; acetylcholine-gated monoatomic cation-selective channel activity
Source: RefSeq, a predicted model, not a curated record
ACUGUCCCAAUCGUAUUCUGUGGAAGAGAAGCCGGAAGACCCUCCGCCAGCUCACUCCAGGUUAAGCGAGAAGCUGAUUUCUUCUCCCAGCCCGCUUCUUGAGCCCCCGGAACCGUGGCGGCGGCGGGCAAAGCAGCAUUAAAAGCCGCGAGCACCAUCUGGGCCCAGGGACUCCUGCAGGGCGCUGAAGGCGCGGGUGCGGCGUCAGCACCACGGACAGCGACCCGCCCGCGGCCGUCCAGCCAGCGGCGCGCUUGAGCUCGUCUAGGCGAGGCCGCGAGCUAUGCCCGCGGCAUGGCCUGGAGCUCCGGCCCCAUGGCGCUGCUUCUCGGCUUUGGUCUCCUUCAGCUGUGCCCAGGGGUCUCGAGUACAGACACAGAGGAGCGGCUGGUGGAACAUCUCCUGGACCCUUCUCGUUACAACAAGCUCAUCCGCCCAGCCACCAAUGGCUCUGACCUGGUGACGGUACAGCUCAUGGUAUCACUAGCCCAGCUCAUCAGUGUGCAUGAGCGGGAGCAGGUCAUGACCACCAAUGUCUGGCUGACUCAGGAGUGGGAGGAUUAUCGCCUCACCUGGAAGCCUGAAGAGUUCGACAACAUGAAAAAAGUUCGGCUCCCUUCCAAGCAUAUCUGGCUCCCAGAUGUGGUCCUUUACAACAAUGCUGACGGCAUGUACGAGGUGUCCUUCUAUUCCAACGCUGUGGUCUCCUACGACGGCAGCAUCUUCUGGCUGCCGCCUGCCAUCUACAAGAGCGCCUGCAAGAUCGAGGUAAAGCACUUCCCAUUUGACCAGCAGAACUGCACCAUGAAGUUCCGCUCGUGGACCUACGACCGCACAGAGAUCGACCUGGUGCUCAAGAGUGAAGCAGCCAGCCUGGACGACUUCACACCCAGCGGCGAAUGGGACAUUGUGGCUCUGCCGGGCCGCCGCAACGAGAACCCUGACGACUCCACCUACGUGGACAUCACCUACGACUUCAUCAUCCGCCGCAAGCCCCUCUUCUACACCAUCAAUCUCAUCAUCCCCUGCGUGCUCAUCACCUCGCUGGCCAUCCUGGUCUUCUACCUGCCGUCCGACUGCGGCGAGAAGAUGACGCUGUGCAUCUCCGUGUUGCUGGCGCUCACGGUCUUCUUGCUGCUCAUCUCCAAGAUCGUGCCGCCCACUUCGCUCGACGUGCCGCUCGUCGGCAAGUACCUCAUGUUCACCAUGGUGCUCGUCACCUUCUCCAUCGUCACCAGCGUGUGCGUGCUCAACGUGCACCACCGCUCGCCCACCACGCACACCAUGGCGCCCUGGGUCAAGGUCGUCUUCCUGGAGAAGCUGCCCGCGCUGCUCUUCAUGCAGCAACCGCGCCACCACUGCGCCCGCCAGCGCCUGCGCCUGCGGCGGCGCCAGCGGCAGCGAGAGGGCGCCGACGCUCUCUUUCGCGAGCCUCCGGAGGCCGACUCCUGCACGUGCUUCGUCAACCGCGCGUCUGUGCAGGGCUUGGCCCGGGCCUUCGGGGCUGAGCCUGCGCUGGCAGCCGGCCCGGGGCGCGCCGGGGGCCAGUGUAGCUGCGGCCUGCGGGAAGCGGUGGAUGGCGUGCGCUUCAUUGCCGACCACAUGGGGAGUGAGGACGACGAUCAGAGCGUGAGUGAGGACUGGAAGUAUGUUGCCAUGGUGAUUGACCGCCUGUUCCUCUGGAUCUUUGUCUUCGUCUGUGUCUUUGGCACCAUCGGCAUGUUCCUGCAGCCCCUCUUCCAGAACUACACCACCACCACCUUCCUCCACUCAGACCACUCGGCUCCCAGCUCCAAGCUGUCCCCAACCGGUGAAGCAUGCCUAUAACCAGGACUGGGACACUCACUUGGGCUCGUGCGGAGGUCCGGACUGGUCGACCAGCUUGAAUUCAGCAGCAAAACCGUGGGAGCGAGAGUACUCUAGCAGGCCGCCCACAGGGUUGGUG